Messenger RNA from Bombyx mandarina (wild silkworm), 4277 nucleotides. RefSeq lists its product as uncharacterized. The record is from RefSeq and is a predicted model, not a curated record. Lineage: Eukaryota; Metazoa; Arthropoda; Insecta; Lepidoptera; Bombycidae.
CGGCUUCUCAUGUUGUAGCUAAUCAACCGAUGUCAUCCAAUCAAGCAAAUGUAGAAGAAAAGGAAAUUCAAGCAAUGGUUGCGUCACACUAUCACGCAGGGCGGAAACAGACAAUUUCACUAUUAGCUACUGCAAUAGUAAUUUUAAAGAAUGAACGUGGACACACUACUGCAUUGAAGGCGCUGAUAGACUCAGGAUCUCAAGCAUGUUUUAUAAGUGAGAAGGCAACUCAGAUCCUGAAACUACACAAGACAUCAGUAGAUCUUAUCGUGUCUGGACUGGAGUCCACGAAGGUUAGAGUCAGGCAUGAAGUAAAUGUAAAUGUAUUAUCACGAUGGAACAACUUCAUUUUACCUAUAAAAGCCUACGUGAUGACGAAGCCCUUGACCUCUAACAUACAUUCAGGCACAAUAAUAAGAGGAGAUUGGCCGCACCUUGCUGGCAUUCAACUGGCAGACGAGACAUUUUCAGCCUCCUGUAACAUCGACCUGCUGUUGGGUGUCAAUGAAUAUGUAAACAUUAUGAAGAAGGGGUUGAUCAAAGGUCCACCAGGUACACCAUGCGCACAAGAUACAUACCUGGGAUGGAUCCUUAUGGGUGGAAUUGACAUCAAGGUCAGAAAGCAUGAGCAAUCCUUAACGGUCAUGAAACAAGAAGUUGAUAUAGAAGAUUUACUGAAAACAAUAUGGGAAGUUGAUGAAGAUACGAAAAGAAACCUAACACAAAGGGAACAGUUAUGUGAAGAUAUAUACACUAAGACACAGAAGCGAGAUGAAUGUGGAAGAUAUGUUGUCAAAUUACCAUUCAACACAGAAGAACCUAAAUCAACAGAAGGAAAUACGAGAGAAAUAGCAAUGAAGAGACUAAUGCAAUUAGAAAGAAGGUUCAAAAAUAAAGAAUUAAAGCAAGAAUACAAGAAGGUAAUUGAAGACUACAUAGAUCUAAAACAUAUCGAAGAAAUACCUACACAAGAAAUAAAUAAUAAAUCAGUCUACUUACCUCACCACGCCGUGAUCCGUAAUGAUAAAGAAACCACGAAGACUCGUGUCGUAUUUGACGCCUCGUGCAAGGGCUCCAACGGUGUUUCUCUCAAUGACGAACUGUUGACGGGUCCUGUACUGCAAGACGAUCUGAGAAACCUGAUAAUGAGGUGGAGAACUCACGCCGUUUGCUUUGUUGCUGAUAUCCAGAAAAUGUACCGUAUGAUAUGGGUUGACCGAGAAGACACAGAUUAUCAAAGAAUUUUGUGGAGAAACGACCAAACUGAAGAAGUCAAGGACUACAGGUUGUUAACUGUUACAUUUGGAACAGCUUCUGCUCCCUAUCUCGCUGUAAGAACCCUUAUGAAAUUGGCAGAAGAUGAAGGCGCCCGGUAUCCAGAGGCUGCUAAGAUAUUGCGUGAGGAUUUUUACGUUGAUGACGCAAUGUCUGGAAGUGCCAGUCUGCAACAAGCAAUAAAAAAUAGUCAAGAUCUUAGAGCACUUCUUCAUUUGGGUGGAUUCGAACUAAAGAAAUGGUCAUCCAACAGCCGAGAAUUCUUGGCAACAGUUGAUCCUUGCGAUAGAUCGUCAAAUGCUAAUCUGGAAUUGAAGAUUGAUGGAACAAUAAAGGCACUUGGCGUACAAUGGAAUUUCGGAAAAGACAGAUUCGAGUACAAUUUAAACUUACCUCCAAUCGAUGAAGUGAUCACAAAGCGAAGCAUUCUGUCUGACAUCCAAAAGUUGUUUGACCCACUCGGCUGGAUUGCGCCCAGCAUCGUUCUGACAAAGAUAUUAAUGCAAGAACUAUGGCUUGAAAAGAUAACCUGGGACGAGGCAUUGAAUUCUAAAAUAGCCAGCAAGUGGAUCACAUUGCGAUCUGACCUUGAACAUGUGAAUGAAAUCUACAUAGAAAGAUGGGUAGGUACGACGUGCGCCAAAAGAGAGUCCAUAGAACUCCAUGGAUUCAGCGAUGCAUCCAUCCAAGCAUAUAGCGCUGUAGUAUAUUGUAGAGUGACUCACCCAGACGGUACGAACAAAACGACGCUUAUCGCAGCAAGAACAAGAGUGGCCCCGUUGAAAACAAUAUCCUUACCUCGAUUGGAGCUCUGCGGUGCGCUGAUACUCUCAAGAUUGCUUAAGCAAGUUGGUCAAGCAAUGAGAAUACCUGCAACUCAAAUUUAUGCUUGGACAGAUUCGUCCAUUGUCCUGUCGUGGUUAUUUGGAGAUCCAAACAACUGGAAGGUGUUUGUGGCAAACAGAGUUGUUGAGAUUACAACCAAUGUAUCCUGCACUCAGUGGCAUCACGUGCAAACUCAAGAUAAUCCAGCUGAUGUUGGUUCCAGGGGGAUGUUAGUAGAAAAUCUGAAAAAGUGUGAAUUAUGGUGGCAUGGGCCAGACUGGUUACAACAAUCGAAGAUACAGUUCACUAAACCAAACAUUAUGCAAACAGAGAUUGAGAGGAAAAAUAAUAGAAUACAAAAUUUAAAAAUAACUUACAACAAAAAUGAACUAGAGAAGAGACUAUUUACACAAUUUGAAGAAUUUGAUACACUAUUGGAGCUACUUAGAACAAUCACAUACUGCCGAAGAUUCCUGAAACAAAAAACAUUAAGGGACAGAAUAGAUAGCAAAAUCACAACUGAAGAACUACAUGUAUCGAUGCAAACUUGUAUAAAAAGAGCACAAGAAGAGGAAUUUACAGAAGAUAUAGAAUCGUUAAGAACAAAAAAGAGAGUUAAAGGAACAAGCAAACUAAAAGCACUAGAUCCUUACCUUGACGAAGAUGGAAUCCUGAAAGUGGGCGGUCGGCUCAGGAACUCCGAACUGUCUAAUGAAGUGAAGCACCCAAUCAUUUUGGGUCAUGCAAGUAGACUUGCCUAUUUAGUGGUCGCAGAAGCACAUUCGAAGACACUGCAUGGAGGAGUGCAAUUGAUGCUCACUUACCUGCGAUCGAGAUACUGGAUACUCCGCGCGAAGUCCCUAGUAAAGCAGUGUAUCCAUCGAUGCUUGAUGUGUGCUAGACAUGGGGCUAGGGUAAAAACACAAUUGAUGGGAGACUUACCAAGUUUUCGGGUCAAACCAGCUCGGCCAUUCCUUAACUCCGGUGUCGACUUUGCGGGACCAAUUCAAAUUCUAAUAAAAAAGGGCAGAGGAGCCCAAACUGGCAAGGCGUACAUAGCCAUUUUUGUGUGUAUGUCCACGAAGGCGAUCCACUUGGAGUUGGUUGGUGAUCUGACUUCAGCUGCAUUCAUUGGUGCCUUUAAACGAUUUUGCGCACGAAGAGGCAGAUGUACAAACAUGUGGAGUGAUCAGGGAAGAAACUUUGUUGGUGCUAACAAAGAUCUGGUUGAAGCCUGGAAGGAAGCUCGCCUACAAUUUGAUGGAGAAAUUAGUGAAUUACUUGCUAACGAUGGAACACAAUGGCACUUCAUCCCGGCCUACUCCCCAAAUUUUGGAAAUUUAUGGGAGACAGGUGUGAAGUCUAUUAAGCACCAUCUACGAAGAAUCCUUAACACUAACCUUACCUAUGAAGAGCUUACGACGGUUCUCUGUGGAAUUGAAGCGUGCUUGAACUCGAGACCGCUGUGCCCGCAGGAAGACAGCAUGUCGGAACCAUUAACUCCGGGUCAUUUUUUGAUAACUGAACCCCCUGUAACUGUGCCUGAUGUGAACCUGCAAGACGCUAAAAUAAGCAACCUGACACGUUGGCAAUACACACAGAAACUGCUGAACGACUUCUGGUCAAGAUGGCAAAAAGAAUACUUGACGCGGCUGCAACAACGACCGAAAUGGUUAAAACGCGAAGACGAAUUCAAGAUAGGGGACAUUGUUCUCAUAAAACAGGACAAUUUGCCACCAGGAAAAUGGCUUAUGGGACGAAUAACCGACAAGCAUCCUGGCCCUGACGGUCUUACCAGAGUCUAUAGUGUAAAGAGUGGUGAUCAUAUAACAAAGCGAUGCGUAACAAAACUAUGUGCGUUGCCCAUCGAAAUAGAUUAGUGCUAUAUAGUUGUUAAUAUUUGUUAUUUUACUAUUGUUCUUUGUAUAAAUUCUUUCUGACCGCACCAUAUACCGAUACCUUAAUGAUUGUUGUAGAAGCAAACCAAAACAUGUGAUUACCUAUAAAUUUUGUUGAUUUUACUUAAUUUAAAGGACUUCAGUAGUCCUUUGGUGGGCGGCUUAUGGUGAUUCUGUUUUGCGAUUUUGAACUUAAAAACGUAGUCUCAAUUAACUUUACGAUUAAGCGGUAGUUGUCAAUAUACAUUUACGAAGGAAAGACGUGUUUCUCUAACUGAU